AUGGCCGCCCUUGCCCACUCAGAACAAGCUCAGGCGCAGAAGGCACAGCGCGUUCACACUCCGCAAUGGAUUUCCCUCGUAGCUGGAGGAAUUGCGGGUGGAGUGGAAGCAGCUAUCACGUACCCAUUCGAAUAUUCAAAGACACGAGUCCAAUUACUGGAUAACGGCGCCGUUCGGACGUCUAAUCCCUUUCGUCUCAUCUUCCAAGUUGCCAAGCUGGAAGGUGUCGGUGCUUUAUACAAGGGAUGCUCGACCCUGGUUAUCGGAACCACGGUCAAAGCUGCGGUCAGAUUUGUGUCAUAUGACACAAUCCGCAAUGCUGUUGCCGACGAUCGUGGGGUGCUCUCACCUGGUCGCGGCAUGCUAGCGGGAAUGAUUGCAGGGGCAGUAGAGAGUGUAUUAGCAGUGACACCAACCGAAAGAAUCAAAACUGCCCUAAUCGACGACGCGAAAGGGGCUCGCCAAUUCAGAUCCAGCUUCCACGCGACUCAAAUAUUGGUACAACGACAUGGUAUUACUGAACUCUAUCGAGGUCUUUUGUCUACUGCGAUGAAGCAAUCCGCCACCUCUGCAGUCCGUAUGGGGACAUACAAUAUGCUCAAAGAGGCCAUCAAGGCAAAGGGCAUCAAGACAAACGUGUUCACAACGUUUGGGAUCGGUGCCGUGGCAGGCGUGGUGACCGUCUAUGCUACGCAGCCCUUUGAUACAAUCAAGACACGAGCACAGGGCGUUCAGGGAGCCGGCAUUGUGGAGGCCUCCCGGAGCGUGAUUCGCGAUUACGGGGUCCGGGGAUUCUGGAAAGGCAGUUCCAUGCGACUGGGACGACUUCUUUUGAGCGGUGGCAUCGUGUUCUCUAUCUACGAAGAGGUCUCAGCCAUUCUGUCUCUUGGGAUACAAAGAUAA
Penicillium maclennaniae is the source of this 903-nucleotide messenger RNA. RefSeq lists its product as uncharacterized. NCBI's taxonomy places the organism in Eukaryota, Fungi, Ascomycota, Eurotiomycetes, Eurotiales, Aspergillaceae. Gene Ontology annotation, biological process: mitochondrial citrate transmembrane transport. The transcript is spliced from 5 exons. The coding region runs from base 1 to 903 and encodes 300 amino acids. The record is from RefSeq and is a predicted model, not a curated record.